Messenger RNA from Belonocnema kinseyi, 2115 nucleotides. Its product is annotated as tyrosine-protein kinase CSK-like. Bases 247 to 2115 code for a protein of 622 amino acids. The transcript is spliced from 9 exons. NCBI's taxonomy places the organism in Eukaryota, Metazoa, Arthropoda, Insecta, Hymenoptera, Cynipidae. Gene Ontology annotation, molecular function: protein tyrosine kinase activity; ATP binding. Gene Ontology annotation, biological process: protein phosphorylation. The record is from RefSeq and is a predicted model, not a curated record.
AUGCAUUCACACCUUCAUGUCACUCACGGCAGCGCAAAAGGCAAAAUGGCCGCACGCCCGAAAUGUGUGUGACACACGGUGACACUCCGAAAGGUGUUGUGUUUGUGUCAAUCGGUCCUCGUUAGUGUCGUUUCUGUGCAAAUUCCUUUGAUAUCGAAGUGACAGUGAUCGUUACAAGUUCUCCAGUGAUUUCUCAGGACGCAAAUCGACGUAUUCUGUCACCAGGAAAGGAUCGAUUCACGAAGGAUGGACAGUAAAUUUGUCAUAAGAUCAUCGCCUACCCUGGCGCCAGCAGUAAUGCCAACGUAUCACAAUGCGGGUGGUGUCUACCCAAACUUAUCAGCACCAGCCCGCCAAGCAAAACUCGACGGCAACCAAAAUCACCACACCAUCCCUUCAACCAUAACUCAUUCCCUGAUGCAUAGCACCACUCAACAUUCAAAUUCAUCCAGUCUAACUGCUUCCAACAUUCCUUCCCAUCCAGUCUCCCCGAUCAUGGCAACACACACGAACAUUACUUCCAAAAACCUAACUUCACACAUUAAUCCGCUUGCACCAGUCAUCAUCACCUCCAACUCCACAAAUUCUGGCAAUCAUGCUGGAAAUCAUCCUGGCAACAAUAUUUUGCCAGUCAACCCUAGACACGAAGUGAAGCUCAAUGCUAUGCCAUGGUUUCACGGGAAGAUAUCAAGAGAAACAGCAGAAACAUUGUUGCGACCCCGGGAAGACGGUCUCUUCCUGGUUCGGGAGUCGACGAAUUUUCCGGGCGACUAUACGCUCUGCGUUUGCUAUCAGGGGCGCGUGCAACAUUAUCGAGUUAAAUAUAAAAACAAUCAGUUAACAAUAGACGACGAGGAGUUCUUCGAGAACCUGGCGCUCCUCGUCGAGCACUACGAGCAAGACGCCGACGGUUUGUGCACGCAAUUGACGAAAUCGCUGCCAAAACAGGGCAAGCAGGACUUUUGCGUGGAUCCACAGGCCUUUGUGCAAGCUGGCUGGGUCAUUCAGACCGACGAGUUGGAAUUGCGUGAGUGUAUUGGGAAAGGGGAAUUUGGCGACGUUCUUCUCGGUUAUUAUCAGGGCGAAAAAGUCGCUGUGAAGAAGCUGAAGGACAACAGCGAAGCAGCACAAAGAUUUCUGGCUGAAGCGAGUUUGAUGACCUCCUUGAUUCACGACAAUUUGGUCAAGCUUCUUGGUCUCGUUUUCAACAAUCAACAUAUGUACCUGGUCACAGAGUAUAUGAGCAACGGAUCCCUGGUGGAUUAUCUCAGGUCACGGGGAAGGUUGCACAUCACCCAGAGGCAUCAAAUCAAUUUCGCUUAUGAUACUUGCGCUGGAAUGGCAUACUUGGAAUCUAGACACGUCGUGCACCGAGACUUGGCUGCAAGAAACGUCCUCGUAGCCGAGGAUGGAACUGCAAAAGUCUCAGACUUUGGCUUGGCACGAGAUGAAAAUUUCAGCCUUGAUGGCGGAAAGCUUCCGAUAAAAUGGACCGCACCCGAAGCUUUAAAGCACAACAAAUUCUCUAAUAAGUCUGACAUGUGGAGCUUUGGAAUUCUCCUUUGGGAAAUUUACUCCUUUGGUCGCGUUCCAUAUUCCAGAUUGCAAUUGGCGGACGUUGUGAAGAGCGUGGAAGAGGGCAACAUAAUGGAAGCACCUGACGGAUGUCCGCCAGACAUCUAUGAGAUCAUGAAAAAGGCACUUUUUCGCGCUUUCAGACAUUCUUUCGCACUUUCAGGCAUUCUUUUGCACUGUCAGGCAUUCUUUUGCACUGUCAGGCAUUCUUUUGCACUGUCAGGCAUUCUUUUGCACUGUCAGGCAUUUUUUCGCACUGUCAGGCAUUUUUUCGCACUGUCAGGCAUUCUUUUGCACCAUCAGGCAUUCUUUUGCACUUUCAGGCAUUCUUUUGCACUGUCAGGCCGAAACAGGUAUGAGGACGAGACGUCGAUCGGCCGAGACAAGACAAUCGGGAAAAUCAAGGGAAUAGGGAUAGCAGAUUGGCCUACUGAGCCUCAGUCGAUUCUCAGGUAUCAAAGAGAGAGCAUCUGUUCGUCGGUGCUGUCAAUUUCUACCACUUAUAUUUUCCUUGCCUUGAUAUGGAUCCUGUACGAGUAA